This is a messenger RNA of Lotus japonicus, 1426 nucleotides long. Its product is annotated as senescence/dehydration-associated protein At4g35985, chloroplastic-like. Lineage: Eukaryota; Viridiplantae; Streptophyta; Magnoliopsida; Fabales; Fabaceae. Gene Ontology annotation, cellular component: plasma membrane. The transcript has 5 exons. The record is from RefSeq and is a predicted model, not a curated record. The coding region runs from base 113 to 1246 and encodes 377 amino acids.
GGAAUAGAAUAAAGCAAAGAACAAAAGAAUCCAGUGCAACAAAAACUUUCCCCUUUGGCCUUUGCCUUUAUCUUCACUGUCACUAACAAGUAACAACAGAAGCAAAGAAGGAAUGGGGUGCUGCUUCCAUGGCUCCACAACUAUGCCACCCAUGGAAAAGAACUCCAUGACAACCAUACCUGCAAGUGUUGAAGAAUUCUCAGGACCCAAAAGUCUCAAACAAGAAGUUCUGAUACACAUACCAGGAUGCAAAGUUCAUCUGAUGGAUGCAGGGGAAGCUCUUGAACUGGCUCAAGGUCAGUUCAUGAUCAUCAAAACCUUGGAUGAGAAUGUGUCUCUAGCUACAAUCAUAAAAGUAGGAGAUGAUCUUCAGUGGCGCUUGACAAAAGAUGAGCCAGUAGUGAAGCUUGACCCUCUCCAUUACCUGUUCUCCUUGCCUGUGAAAGAUGGUGAGCCUCUUAGCUAUGGAGUUACCUUUUCAGAAAAUGGUUUUGGAAGUUUGAGUUUUCUGGAUUCGUUUCUGAAGGAGCAAUGUUGCUUUUCUGGGUUGAAUUUAAGUAAGAAGAAUAAUCUUGAUUGGAAGGAGUUUGCUCCGAGGGUUGAAGAUUACAAUCAUUUUCUGGCCAAAGCAAUUGCAGGAGGAACUGGUCAGAUUGUGAAGGGUAUCUUCAUCUGCAGCAAUGCUUACACCAACAAGGUCCAGAAAGGAGGAGAAACGAUCCUAAAUAGUUCUGCAGAUGAGAAAAAUGGCGUUGUGGCCAGAGACAGUAUGAGCAACAAGACGGCCAGUGCCUCAAAGAAGAACAAGAUUAAUAAGAACCUCAAACGUGUGAGAAAGCUGUCCAAGAUGACAGAAAAAUUGAGCAAAUCUUUGCUUAAUGGUGUUGGCAUAGUUAGUGGUUCAGUGAUGGCCCCAGUGGUUAAAUCCAAACCAGGAAAGGCAUUCCUGAGAAUGCUUCCUGGAGAGGUGUUGUUGGCUUCCUUUGAUGCAGUUAACAAGGUUCUUGAUGCAGCUGAAGCUGCUGAAAAACAAACUCUUUCUGCCACCUCCCAGGCUACAUCCAGAAUGGUCUCUAACAGGUUUGGGGAAAAUGCUGGGGAAGCUACUGAGCAUGUCUUUGCAACUGCGGGACAUGCUGCUAACACUGCUUGGAAUGUCUUUAAGAUACGAAAGGCUAUCACUCCAGCUUCUUCAGCAACCGGUGGAAUACUGAAAAGUGCUGCAAAAAAUAGAAGUUUUAAAUAAUAAAAUCCAAUCAAAUUGCCUUGUACUUGGUAUUUAGUACUCCUGGUUAGUGGUUACAUUCAUUUCAAGCUCUCACUUUAAGAGUUGGUAAGCCCUGAGCUGCUCUGAUUAUAGAAAUAGUAAUUGGACAAAGUUGCAAGUCAAAUUAAAGAUGUCACAUGGAAAUCAGCUCAUGUCAAA